This is a messenger RNA of Saimiri boliviensis boliviensis (Bolivian squirrel monkey), 1070 nucleotides long. Lineage: Eukaryota; Metazoa; Chordata; Mammalia; Primates; Cebidae. The record is from RefSeq and is a predicted model, not a curated record.
CCGGGAGCUGAUUGGCUGCGCGGGGCGGCUCCGAGGGCUCGGCCGCAGGAGCCCCGCGCACUCCAGCCCUGCAGCCUCAGGAGUCGGUGCCGCGCGCCCGCUGCCCCGCGCCCUCCUGCCCACCGCGUCUCUCGGAGCCCGGGCGCACCCUGCCCACCGCGCCUCCUCCCCGCCCGCGCCGCCUCCCGCCGCGUCGCCUCCUGCCGCAGGCCGAGGGCCGCCACCGGCCGGGGGACCCAGCAGCAGCGCGAGGCCGCGGAGCCGGGCAGCACUGGGGACGGCGCCUUUUGUCCCCGGAGGUCCCUGGAAGUUUGCGGCGGGACGCGCGCAGGGAGGCGGCGGAGGCAGCCCCGACGUCGCGGGGGCCAGGGCGCAAAGCAGGCAUGGGCAGCGGGCGCAGCGCAGGGGGCAGCCGCGGGGCCGCCCUGGGCGUGCUGCUGGCGCUGGGCGCCGCACUCCUGGCUGCGGGCUCGGCCAGCGAGUACGACUACGUGAGCUUCCAGUCGGACAUCGGCCCGUACCAGAGCGGGCGCUUCUACACCAAGCCGCCGCAGUGCGUGGACAUCCCCGCGGACCUGCGGCUGUGCCACAACGUGGGCUAUAAGAAGAUGGUGCUGCCCAACCUGCUGGAGCACGAGACCAUGGCGGAGGUGAAGCAGCAGGCCAGCAGCUGGGUGCCCCUGCUUAACAAGAAUUGCCACGCCGGCACCCAGGUCUUCCUCUGCUCUCUCUUCGCCCCCGUCUGCCUGGACCGGCCCAUCUACCCGUGCCGCUGGCUCUGCGAGGCCGUGCGUGACUCGUGCGAGCCGGUGAUGCAGUUCUUCGGCUUCCACUGGCCCGAGAUGCUCAAGUGUGACAAGUUCCCUGAGGGGGACGUCUGCAUCGCCAUGACCCCGCCCAAUGCCACCGAAGCCUCCAAGCCCCAAGGCACAACCGUGUGUCCUCCAUGUGACAACGAGUUGAAAUCCGAGGCCAUCAUCGAACAUCUCUGCGCCAGCGAGUUUGGUAAGAAAGCGUUUCUAGCUGCCCCUGGAAGGUUUGGUGUCAGCAUGACUCUGUCCACGAUUUAA